AGUGGUGACUCCUCCCCCGGGGCGGGCGCACGUGGUACCUCCCUAGCAACGCUCAGCGUCCUCCUGCCGGGAUACGGACACAGCGGCGGCGGCGGGUGCAGAUCUGCCGAUGAACCGGUGUGGCGGCUGCUUUCUCCUGUAUGAUGGAAGAGACCAGCAGAGGUGUAUCCCAUUCCCUGCGGCUGUAUCCUGCGGUGUCCCCUCAUCCUCCGUCUCUGACACCCAGCACAUGGAAUAGCGCCGUCCCUACACGGAGAUAUCCGGUUAUCAAGCAGCGAGGCUUUUAUUCCGAUAUCCUGACUUAUGGCGCAUCCGCUCUGGUCACAGAUGUGAGUGCGGGACCUAUGGUACAACCAGACCUCCUCAGACAGGCCGACCUGGACCAUAACACCCCCAAAGUGAAUAGUUUUGAGACCCCGGAGAACCUCCAGUGUUUCCUGGACACUCAGGUCUCGUACCCCACCACCGAGGUGCUUCUGAAGUCUGAUUUUUCAGGGAGAGGCUACGAGCCAAAGGUGCAGCUUCCUUACACUGUGCCGCCCGGGCAGUGCCCCCGGAAGCUGGAACUGGAGAGGAGAAGACGGGAAUUCCUCAGCCUGAAUAUAUCCCAGCUCCUGGCCAAUGAAGGUAUAGACUCCAAUCUUCUGGUGGCCCGACAUACUGACUCCAGCAGCCUCCCCUGCAUGGGGCAGAACACAGGACAGCCUCUGCCCACAUACCUACCUCUGGAGGUGUUUGAUGACGAGGAAUUCGAUAUUCGGACCUGGGCUGAUUGGCUGAAUCUGGGAUUUGAUGAAACGUCCAAUGUGCGGAAACCUGUCCCAGGCCAGGCCCUCCUCCCGGCGGAUGACGUACUUGGGCACGAAGACCCGAAGAAUCCAGAGCUGCUGUAUGAGUGGUGCAAUGUUGGUGUCCUGGAGUAUGAUCAGCAGAGGAAGCUCUACCUGGUCCAUAAAUCUACAGGCACCCAGCUCAGGACCCCUAGAGACCGCACUGAAGCACAACGAUGCAGAGACUCGGUAUCGCCCACACUGGCACUAUACCAGUACUGGGUACCACGGAUCCGGCUGCUGUUCUGCGCUGAGAAUCCACGUGUAUUUGCGCAGAGGAUCGCAGCAGCUAACCAGUUACGGAAGAAGACAGAGGCGCUGCUGCUAUACAACCUGUAUAUUGAUUGUAUGCCGGGGAACGGGAGCCGUAAGAUCGCAGCGGAGAGUCUGAGCAGGAUGAAGCAGCGACUGCUGAAGCGAGACGAUAAUGAUCACCAGCAGCUAGAACACCUGGAAGCGGAGGUCAGUCUGGAUUACCAGCGCACAAUGAACAAGCUCAUCUUUGACCGACUGGUCUCUUUAAAGCCUGACAAGUUUUCCUACGUGACUCUCCCAAACAGAACGGAGGAAAAAGUUCCCGUGAAAGGACUAGUUCAGGUUCCAAACUACCCUUUUGCAAAGAACCGUGCGUCGUUCACGUUCACCACCCUCCUGACCAGGCCGGAGGUCAUCACCUCCCUCUGUAAGGUCCGGGCGGAGUGUAACAAAGUCUGCGCUAUGUCUCUCUUUCACUCCAACCUGACCAAGAGCGUCCGACUGGAAGAGUUUGAGCAGAUGCAGUCACAGAUCUUUUCCCAGGUCCAGCUGUUUCUGAAGGACAGCUGGGUGAGCACAUUAAAGAACGCCGUGCGCAGCAGCCUGCGGGAUGUAGGAAAGGGCUGGUACGACCUCAGCGAGCGUAACUGGGAGGUCUACCGAAUGUCUAAACUGCGGCAGCUGAUGGAGCUCGUCAAGUUUAACCUUCAGGACUCUCUGCGGUUCCUGGUGCAGGACUCUCUGGUCAGCUUCACACAGUUCAUACUGGAUGCCUGUUACAGCGUCUUGUCGUGUACCGAGGAUAUGGACUGGGGAGGCGACCUCAUUAACAGCCCCUAUAAGCCCCGCAAGAACCCUAUAUUUCUGCUGGACUUGGUGCUGGACCUGUCCGGGGCUCAUUUCAGCACGCCUCUGGAGAAUUUUGAAAGUACACUCACGAGCUUGUUUGAUAAGGGAAUCCUGGCAACUCACACUGUACCCCAACUAGAAAAGUUUGUGCUGGAAAAUCUCUUCAUCAGCGGCACCCAACUGCUGGAGUCUGUCGGCCUACACGAGCCGCCGGUGGAGGAACUGCGCAAGAACAUCCGCACCGCCAUAUGUAAAGCCCUGAUACCUCUGAGGGCGUAUGUCAGGCAGUACGAGAAAUACUUGGAACUAAAUAACACAGACGUGGAAACCUACAUGAAAAUGAUCCGAGCCAAGAACCCGUCGGCGGCCGAGGUUAGACGAGAGGCUGAAGAGCAUCUUCUGGAAAAGGAGCGACUUGACCAUUCCCUACCUAACUCCAUCAUCGUCGGCCCCUUCCACGUCGGCAUUGAAGGAGUGAAGCAGAACCUGUCUCGUAAACGCAAAGCCCUCUCCAACGCGCUGCUGGAGCUAUUCGCCAAGAACGUGCACGGGGAAGUGGAGGAGAUUUCAGAGCAGUUCCGAGUCAUCAGUCGCAAACUGUACGAGAAGCCGAAUAGUGUGGAGGAGCUGACGGAGCUCCGGGAGUGGAUGAAGGGAGUACCGGAGCAGGUUAAAACUCUGGAGGAGCAAAUCGCCAAAGUGGCCGGUGAUUACGAGGUCAUGGACGAUUUCCUCUCUAACCUCACCCAGGAGGACUUCAAUACAAAGUGGGCCAUCAUUGCGUGGCCACACAAAGUACUGACCACCAUGGACACCAUCCAGGAACAGCACUUGGAGGACGAGGAGAGAUUUCGGAAAAUCCAGGUCAUGGACCAGAACAAUUUCUUGGAGCGUUUGGACUCCCUGCAGAUGGUCGUCGCUGGAUUCUCCACUCACGUGGAUAUAAAUCGGGCUCACGAGAUCGCUAACGAGGUGCGGAGGGUCCACAAGCAGCUGAAUGAGUCGCUGCAGAUGUCUCAGCUCUACAACAACAGGGAGAGGCUCUUCAGCCUGCCAGUCACAAAUUAUGACAAGCUGCUGAGACUGGUGAAAGAUUUCCAGCCCUUCCGAGACCUAUGGACCACCGUCUCAGACUGGAUGCGCUGGUACGAGAGCUGGAUGAAUGAUCCCCUCACCACCAUUGACGCUGAGCAGCUGGAGAAGAACGUCAGCGAGUCUUAUAAAAGCAUGCACAAGUGUGUGAAACACUUCCGGGAUAUUCCAGCCUGCCAAGAUGUUGCCCAAGACAUCAAGGGCCGUAUUGAAGAAUUUAAGCCGUAUAUCCCACUGAUACAAGGCUUGCGCAACCCUGGCAUGAGAAACCGUCACUGGGAGAUUCUAUCUGAAGAGAUAAAGAUCAAUGUCAAGCCCAAAGCCAACCUGACCUUCACCCGCUGCCUGGAGAUGAGGCUACAGGACCACAUAGAGAGUAUAGCCAAGGUGGCAGAGAUUGCGGGAAAGGAAUUCUCCAUCGAACAGGCCCUGGACAAAAUGGAGGGUGAGUGGGCCUCAGUGCUGUUCAAUAUACUGCCUUACAAAGAGACUGGCACCUUCAUCCUGAAGAGCCCCGAGGAGGCCUCGCAGCUGCUGGACGACCACAUUGUAAUGACGCAGAGCAUGUCCUUCUCCCCCUAUAAGAAGCCCUUCGAGGAACGCAUCAGCAGCUGGGAGAGCAAACUGCGCCUGACCCAGGACGUGCUGGAGGAAUGGCUGGCCUGCCAGCGCUCAUGGCUCUAUCUGGAACCAAUAUUCAGCUCUGAGGAUAUAAACAGACAGCUGCCGGUAGAGAGCAAACGUUACCAGACCAUGGAGAGGACCUGGAGGAAGAUCAUGAGGAACACUGAGGAGAAUAAACAGGUCAUUUCCCUGUGCCCCGAUCCCCGUCUCCUGGAGAGUCUCCGGGAAUGUAACAAGUUGCUGGAAUUGGUGCAGAAAGGACUCAGUGAAUAUCUGGAGACCAAAAGAGGAUCUUUCCCCCGGUUUUACUUUCUGUCGGACGAUGAACUCCUGGAGAUUCUGUCCCAGACAAAGGACCCCACUGCCGUGCAGCCGCAUCUGCGCAAGUGUUUUGAGAAUGUUGCGCGGCUGUUGUUCCAGCCAGAUCUACAGAUCACUCACAUGUACUCAGCAGAGGGGGAAGAGGUGCAGAUGUCCACACCCAUCUACCCUACGGGCAACGUGGAGGACUGGCUACUGGUGGUGGAGAAGGUUAUGAAGGCCAGUGUACGGGAUUACAUAGAGCAGUCUAUUAAGGCUUACCCCGAUACUCCUCGUUCGGAGUGGGUGACCAACUGGCCAGGCCAAGUCGUCAUAGCCGGAUGCCAGACUUUUUGGACAAAGGAAGUGUCCGAGGCGUUGGAGGCUGGAAAUUUGUCCACCAAGCUCUUUCCACAACUAGAAGCUCAGCUGAGCGACCUCGUGGCUUUGGUGCGGGGGAAGUUAUCUCGGAUGCAGCGCUCCAUCCUGUCCGCUCUCAUCGUGAUUGAGGUCCAUGCAAAAGAUGUCGCCGCUCGUCUGAUUGAGGAAAACGUGAACAGCGUCAAUGAUUUCGAGUGGAUCUCCCAGCUCCGGUAUUACUGGAGCCGGGAUGAUCUCUAUGUGAGAGCCGUCAAUGCUGAGUUCCUGUAUGGCUAUGAGUACCUGGGGAAUACCGGACGCUUAGUCAUAACUCCACUCACUGACCGGUGCUACCUGACACUAACAGGAGCCCUCCACCUAAAGUUUGGUGGAGCUCCUGCAGGCCCAGCUGGAACGGGGAAGACGGAGACCACUAAGGAUCUCGGGAAAGCUCUGGCAAUCCAAACUGUCGUGUUCAACUGCUCUGACCAGCUGGACUUUAUGGCCAUGGGCAAGUUCUUCAAAGGCUUGGCCAGCUCCGGGGCCUGGGCUUGUUUUGAUGAGUUCAAUCGUAUUGACAUUGAGGUGCUUUCCGUCGUAGCCCAGCAGAUCACCACCAUCCAGAAGGCUCAACAGCAGAGAGUGGAUCGGUUCAUGUUUGAAGGAAUGGAGAUCCCGCUAGUGUCUACUUGCGCAGUCUUUAUUACCAUGAACCCGGGAUAUGCCGGCCGCACAGAGCUACCCGAUAACCUGAAGGCCCUCUUCCGUCCAGUAGCAAUGAUGGUCCCGGAUUACGCGAUGAUCGCUGAGAUAUCACUCUAUUCCUUUGGCUUUAACAAUGCUAAAAUCCUGGCAAAGAAAAUUACUACAACUUUCAAACUAUCGUCUGAGCAGCUCAGCUCCCAGGAUCACUAUGACUUUGGGAUGAGAGCUGUUAAAACUGUUAUUUCUGCUGCUGGUAAUCUAAAGAGAGAGAACCCAACAAUGAACGAGGAGCUGAUCUGCCUCAGAGCAAUCCGGGAUGUCAACGUUCCCAAGUUCCUACAGGACGACCUGAAGCUCUUCAGUGGAAUCGUGUCUGACCUGUUCCCGCGGAUAGAGGAGGAACACAUUGAUUAUGGCAGCUUGGAGGAGGCAAUUCGUAAGGCCUGUGCCCAGAGGAACCUGAAGGACGUGGACGGCUUUGUGACCAAGUGUAUCCAGCUGUAUGAGACCACCGUGGUGCGGCACGGGCUGAUGCUUGUGGGUCCUACAGGCUCCGGGAAGUCAGAGUGUUACAAAGUCCUUGCAGCUGCCAUGUCAUCACUGAAGGGUCUCCCCUCGGUCAGCGGAGGAACCUACGAGGCUGUCCAAUACUACGUGCUAAACCCCAAGUCUAUCACCAUGGGCCAGCUGUAUGGGGAGUUUGACAUACUGACACACGAAUGGACGGAUGGGAUCCUGUCAUCGCUGAUCAGAGGAGGUACAACCUCCACGGACCCCGACAAGAAGUGGUACAUGUUUGAUGGCCCAGUGGAUGCGGUCUGGAUUGAGAAUAUGAACACGGUGCUGGAUGACAACAAGAAGCUGUGUCUGAGCUCUGGGGAGAUCAUCAAACUUACAGAGGCCAUGACUAUGAUGUUUGAGGUCCAGGAUUUGGCCGUCGCGUCCCCGGCUACUGUGUCUCGCUGUGGGAUGGUGUAUUUGGAACCUAGUAUUCUAGGACUGACCCCGUUUGUCGAGUGCUGGCUCCGCCGCAUUCCCCCCAUCAUGGCACCAUUCGCAGAGCAGCUGGAGUCGCUCUUCUCACGAUUCCUACAGGACUCCAUCCACUGUGUGCGGCGGUCAGUGAAGGAAGUCAUCGCUUCCACGGACACCAACCUGACUAUAAGUCUCCUCAAACUGCUGGAGUGUUUCUUCCAGCCCUUCAUUCCCCACGAGGGACACAAGAGGAUACCCCAGGAGAAACUGAAUCGUAUUGGGGAGCUGGUGGACUCGUGGUUCAUCUUCUCCUUGAUAUGGAGCGUUGGGAUCACCGGAGAAUCAGACGGCCGCGUGUUAUUUAGCAAAUUUUUGAGAGACAAAAUGGUUUCUGAGAAGGUGGCGAUGCUGUUCCCAGAGGAAGGUUUGGUCUAUGACUACAUGCUGGAUGAUGCAGGAAUAAGCAGCACUGCUGAGGAUGAGGAGGAUGAUACGAAGAAGAAGGUACGCUGGGUGAGCUGGAUGGAGACGUCUGCCCCCUACACUAUCGCACCUGACACCAGCUACUCUGAUAUCAUUGUGCCCACGCUGGACACUGUGCGGAUGUCCCAUCUCCUGGGCAUGCUGCUGGACAAUAAGAAGCCGGUUCUGUGUGUGGGUCCCACGGGCACAGGGAAGACUCUGACCAUCUCCGACAAGCUGCUGAAGAACAUGCCCCAGGAGUACAUCAGCCACUUCCUUAUGUUUUCUGCUCGGACAUCGGCCAAUCAAACGCAAGACCUCAUAGACAGCAAACUGGACAAAAGGAGGAAGGGGGUGUUUGGGCCGCCCCUCGGACGUUACUUCAUCUUCUUCAUCGAUGACAUGAACAUGCCAGCGCUGGAGACAUACGGCGCGCAGCCCCCUAUUGAGCUGCUGAGACAGUGGAUGGACCAUGGGGGGUGGUAUGACCGUAAGCAGAUAGGGGUCUUCAAGAAAUUAGUGGAUAUUAAUUUCCUGUGCGCCAUGGGACCACCCGGAGGGGGCAGGAAUCCGGUGUCGCCUCGGCUCAUGCGACACUUCAACUACUUGUCCUUUACUGAGAUGGACGACAGCAGCAAGGGCAGAAUUUUCUCCACCAUCCUGGGCAGUUGGAUGGCCAGGGCACCGGCAGUCCAGCACCUGACCGAGCAGCUGGUGGAUGCUACAAUUAAAGUGUAUAACACCAUUACAUCACAGCUUCUCCCCACGCCGGCAAAGUCUCACUACACGUUCAAUCUCCGAGACCUGUCCAAGGUCUUCCAGGGAAUGCUAAUGGCUGAGUCGGCUGGAAUGGAGGACAAGUUUUGCCUGUUGAAGCUGUGGUACCACGAAUUGUGCCGGGUGUUCCAGGACCGGUUAGUGAAUGAGGAAGACCGCGGCUGGUUUGAUGAUCUGACCAAGGCCAGGAUGCAGGAAUUAGGGGCCAACUUUGAGGAGGUGAUACCACAACAACCCGUCCUGUAUGGUGAUUUUAUGUCCUCCAGAUCUGAAGCCAAAUCCUACCAGCUUAUUGAGGACCGGCAGAAGCUCCUUCAGGUGAUGGAGGAAUACAUGGAGGAUUAUAAUCAGAUAAAUACAACCAAGAUGAAGCUGGUUCUUUUCCUUGAUGCCGUCCAGCACGUGUGUCGCAUCAGUCGUGUCCUGCGCCAGCCGCUGGGAAACGCUCUCCUCUUGGGGGUGGGAGGAAGCGGGAGACAGUCUCUCACCAGACUCGCCAGUCACAUGACCGAGUAUGAAUGUUUCCAGAUUGAGUUGUCUAAAAACUAUGGCAUACCUGAAUGGCGAGAAGACAUAAAGGGCAUCCUGCUGAAAGCCGGCCUACAGAACACGCCCAUCACCUUUCUCUUCACGGACACCCAGAUUAAGAACGAGUCAUUUCUGGAAGACAUAAACAACAUCCUGAAUUCCGGCGACGUCCCGAACGUUUACGGCCCGGAUGAGCAGGAUCAGAUCAUCACCGCCAUGAAGCCGGUUGUACAAGACCUGGGGCAACAGCCGACCAAAGCCAACUUAAUGGCUGCCUACACCCGCCGAGUGAGGGGCAACAUCCAUAUGGUGCUGUGUAUGAGCCCGAUAGGGGAGGUGUUCCGCUCUCGUCUCAGGCAGUUCCCGUCCUUGGUGACUUGCUGCACCAUCGACUGGUUUGAUGAGUGGCCGGCGGAGGCCUUGCAAUCCGUAGCGUCCUCUUUCCUGAUGGAGAUUCCUGAGCUCGAGUCCAGAGAGUCUGUCAUCCAAGGCAUGAUCCAGAUGUGCGUCCACAUGCACCAGUCAGUCGCUCUCAAGUCCAAGCAAUACCUGGCGGAGCUUUCCCGGCACAAUUACAUCACGCCCAAGAGCUACCUGGAGCUUCUCGGAAUCUACUCAGGCCUGAUUGGUAAGAAGCUGCUGGAGAUCCAGACUGCCAAGGACAGGAUGAAAAGCGGGCUAGACAAGCUUCUCCACACGGCCGAGGAUGUAGCCAAGAUGCAGGAGGAGCUGGAGAUAAUGCGCCCUCUGCUGGAAGAGGCCGCACGGGACACCGUCACCACUAUGCAAAAGAUUGAGAAAGACACGGUGGUCGCUGAAGCCACCAGGGCCUCGGUGCAGGUGGAGGAAGCGAAGGCCACGGAGAAGGCUCGCAGGGCUCAGGAAAUUGCUGAAGAUGCUCAGAAGGACCUGGAUGAGGCGCUUCCGGCUCUGGAUGCUGCGCUCGCCAGUCUGAAAUCGCUGAACAAGAACGAUGUCACAGAGGUGAGGGCAAUGCAGCGCCCCCCAGAGGGAGUGAAACUGGUGAUAGAAGCCGUCUGCAUAAUGAAAGGAAUUAAACCAAAGAAAGUGGCUGGAGACAAACCUGGGAGCAGAAUAGAUGACUACUGGGAGCCAGGGAAGGGGCUUCUGCAAGACCCCGGCAAGUUCCUGGAUGGGCUUUUCAAGUUUGACAAGGACAAUAUUCCAGAUACCGUUAUAAAAGCCAUCCAGCCGUACAUAGACAACGAGGAGUUCCAGCCAGCGGCGAUCGCCCGGGUAUCAAAGGCCUGUACCUCCAUCUGUCAGUGGGUGCGAGCUAUGCACAAAUACCACUUUGUGGCACGAGGAGUGGAACCCAAGCGACAAGCACUGCGAGAGGCGCAGGAGGAUUUAGCAGUCACCCAGAAAAUUCUGGACGAGGCCAAAGCUUCUCUGAAUGAAGUAGAAGAGGGAAUCGCCACCUUACAGGCAAAGUACCGAGACUGCGUUUCCAAGAGGGAAGAGCUGGAGCACAAAUGUGAGCAGUGCGAACAGAGGCUGAUCCGCGCCGAUAAGCUGAUCUCGGGGCUGGCUGACGAACGCCAGCGAUGGCAAGAUACAGUCCUCAACUUGGAGAAUCUCUUGGUUAACGUCACCGGAGAUCUUCUGCUGUGUGCCGGCUUCUUGGCGUAUCUAGGACCCUUCACGGGCCAGUAUCGGACGUCGCUGUUUGAACAGUGGACGAAAACUCUGAAGGACCUAAAUGUACCGUGCACCCAGGAGCCUUCCCUGAUAGGGACACUGGGAGACCCUGUGAAAAUCCGUUCCUGGCAGAUUGCAGGACUUCCAAACGAUACCUUGUCUGUGGAGAAUGGGGUGAUAGCACAGUACUCUCAGCGCUGGUCUCAUUUCAUCGACCCACAAGGACAGGCCAAUAGGUGGAUCAAGAACAUGGAGAAAGACAACGGUUUGGACGUGGUGAAGCUCAGUGACCGCGACGUCUUGCGCAGCUUGGAAAACGCUAUCCGCUUCGGAAAGCCAUUUAUGCUGGAAAAUGUUGGAGAGGAGCUGGAUCCCGCUCUAGAACCUGUACUGCUGAAACAAACAUACAAGCAGCAAGGGAGCACCGUUCUACGCCUCGGUGACACCGUCAUCCCUUACCAUGAGGACUUUAGGAUGUAUAUCACAACCAAGCUGCCAAACCCUCAUUACCCUCCUGAAAUCUGCACCAAAGUCACUCUCAUCAACUUCACCCUGUCCCCCAGUGGCCUGGAGGAUCAGCUCCUUGGACAAGUGGUGGCAGAGGAGCGACCAGAUUUGGAAGAAGCUAAGAACCAGCUGAUUUUGUCCAAUGCUAAAAUGCGCCAAGAGCUGAAGGAAAUCGAAGACCAAAUUCUGCUGCGUCUCAGCUCCUCUCAGGGCAAUCCUGUGGACGACGUGGAUCUUAUCAAAGUGCUGGAGGCCUCCAAGGUGAAAGCCGGCGAGAUCAAGGCAAAAGUGCAAGCGGCGGAGCAAACAGAAAGGGAUAUAGACAGCACCCGGAGCCAGUACGUCCCUGUGGCGGUCAGGACCCAGAUACUGUUCUUCUGCGUUUCGGAUUUGUCCAAUGUGGAUCCUAUGUAUCAGUACUCACUGGAGUGGUUCCUUGGGAUUUUUACUGCCGCCAUUACCAAUUCUGAGAGAGCAGAAACGGUGGAGAUACGGAUAGAGAAUAUAAACACGUACUUUACCUUCAGUCUGUACUACAACGUGUGCCGCAGUCUAUUCGAGAAGCAUAAGCUGAUGUUCUCCUUCCUGCUCUGCGUGCGGAUACUCAUGGACAAAGGCCUCAUCAAUAUGGAUGAAUGGCGCUUUCUGUUGGCUGGGGCUACGGUGCCCCCUCUGACCGAGAACCCGUGUAUCGAGUGGCUGGCGGAACGAGCGUGGAGGGACAUUCAGGCCUUGAGCACACUAAGUAACUUCAGUGACAUCAAAACGCAAAUCACGGAACACGCCGAGGAGUACAGGAGGAUCUGCGACAGCCCCGAGCCUGAACGAGAGAAACUCCCUGGUGACUGGGAUCAGACUUUGGACUCCUUCCAGAGGAUCCUGAUUCUGCGAUGUCUGCGAGGUGACAAAGUGACCAAUGCCAUGCAGGACUAUGUGUGCCAGCACCUGGGACAGAGGUUCAUCGAGCCCCAGACGGCAGACCUGGGAGCUGUGUACCGCGAGUCCUCUCCCGUCACCCCGCUCAUCUUCAUCCUUUCCCCAGGCACUGACCCAGCCACUGAUCUGUACAAGUUUGCUGAGGAGAUGAGGUUCUCCAAGAAACUAAAUGCUAUAUCGCUGGGCCAGGGACAGGGUCCCCGCGCUGAGGCCAUGAUGCGCAAUGCCAUAGAACGCGGGAAGUGGGUAUUUUUCCAGAAUUGCCAUCUUGCACCCAGCUGGAUGCCCUCUCUGGAGAGACUGGUAGAGACUAUUGACCCAGAUAAGGUGCACCAUGAUUUUAGGGUGUGGUUGACCAGUAUGCCCAGCAACCAGUUUCCAGUGUCCAUCCUGCAAAAUGGGUCUAAGCUCACCAUCGAGCCUCCUCGUGGCGUGAAGGCCAAUCUCCUGCGCACGUACUUGACUCUGAACGAUGCAGAAAUGAAUGAGAGCAGAAAGGUUCCUGAGUACAAGACUCUCCUGCUGUCUCUAUGCCUGUUCCACGGGAGUAUACUGGAGAGAAGAAAGUUCGGCCCACUAGGAUUCAACAUUCCUUACGAGUUCACAGAUGGAGAUCUCAGGAUUUGCAUCUCACAGCUCCGGAUGUUUCUUGACGAGUAUACAGACAUCCCCUACAAGGUCCUGCGUUACACAGCCGGGGAGAUUAAUUAUGGCGGCCGAGUAACCGACGACUGGGACAGACGUUGCCUCCUGAGCAUACUGCAGGAUUUUUACCAGCCUCCGGUUCUAGAAGAAGGCUACAAGUUCUCAGAGUCUGGAGUCUAUCUUCAAAUUAGUCCAACCUAUGACCUGAAGGGUUACUUGCAGUACAUCCGUUCACUUCCACUCAAUGACCUGACGGAACUGUUCGGACUCCAUGAAAACGCAAACAUCACUUUUGCCCAGAACGAAAGCUUCGCCCUGUUAGGAUCCCUGGUGACACUCCAGCCGCGGACUCAGAGUGCCGGGGGAAGCCGCGACGAGAUGGUGGAGGAAAUCGCAGAGGGCAUCCUGAAGAAGGUCCCCCGGCUCAUCCCAGUGCAGGAAGUGAUGGCAAAGUAUCCCGUCAUGUAUCAGGAGUCCAUGAAUACCGUUCUGAUUCAGGAAGUCAUACGGUAUAACCGACUCCUGGACGUCCUUUCCCAGACUCUGGGUGAUUUGCUGAAGGCUAUGAAAGGCCAGGUCGUCAUGUCCUCUCAGCUGGAGCUAAUGGCCAACAGCCUCUAUAACAAUUCUGUGCCAGAACUCUGGAGGGCAAAGGCGUAUCCAUCCUUGAAGCCUCUGGCCUCCUGGGUGAUAGAUCUUCUGCAGAGAAUCGAAUUCCUUCAGAAGUGGAUCACUGACGGCAUACCGGCUGUGUUCUGGAUCAGUGGCCUGUUCUUCCCACAGGCAUUCCUCACCGGCACUUUGCAGAACUUCGCCAGGAAACACGUCAUUUCCAUUGACACAAUCUCCUUUGAUUUUAAGGUCCUCACCGAGUCGGCGACGGAACUGAAGCAGCGGCCCGCAGAGGGGUGCUAUAUUUCUGGCUUGUAUCUGGAAGGAGCAUGUUGGGACAAGUCAAUAAUGCAGCUGGCGGAAUCACGGCCCAAAGAACUAUACACAGAGAUGGCCGUCAUCUGGCUGGUCCCCGUGGCAGAACGCAAGCCUAACGCUUCUAUGACAUACCUGUGCCCAAUCUACAAGACCCUGACCCGCGCAGGAACACUCUCCACCACGGGACAUUCCACCAACUACGUCAUUGCAGUGGAACUGGCCAGCAGCAAGCCGCAAACACACUGGAUAAAGCGUGGCGUGGCCCUUAUAUGUGCCCUAGAUUACUGAUUCACGACCUAACUGAUCAUGUGAUAACUAUAAUGCUCAGGUUUAGUAUACAUUUAGAAGAGCUAAAGGUGGCACCAAUAAGCAACAGUGAGUAAAGUCAGACCAGCAGAUCCAUCCAACAGUUUCACCCGAUCACUGACCGCAGCUACUGUUUCCUAUAUGUUUAUUAGGGCUCCGGAUUAUUCUCCAGCAAGUGUACAGAAAAUAAAAGUUAAACCCAAGGCA
Messenger RNA from Pseudophryne corroboree (corroboree frog), 12950 nucleotides. RefSeq names its product dynein axonemal heavy chain 1 (gene DNAH1). The coding region runs from base 141 to 12725 and encodes 4194 amino acids. Gene Ontology annotation, biological process: microtubule-based movement. NCBI's taxonomy places the organism in Eukaryota, Metazoa, Chordata, Amphibia, Anura, Myobatrachidae. Gene Ontology annotation, molecular function: ATP binding; dynein light intermediate chain binding; minus-end-directed microtubule motor activity. The record is from RefSeq and is a predicted model, not a curated record. The transcript has 78 exons. Gene Ontology annotation, cellular component: dynein complex.